This is a messenger RNA of Penaeus chinensis, 1232 nucleotides long. RefSeq names its product skin secretory protein xP2-like. The record is from RefSeq and is a predicted model, not a curated record. The transcript has 5 exons. Bases 39 to 953 code for a protein of 304 amino acids. Lineage: Eukaryota; Metazoa; Arthropoda; Malacostraca; Decapoda; Penaeidae.
UCCGGCCGAGGGUCAUCCGUCAGAGCAGGUAACGGAAGAUGGUGUCUGUGGUCCUGUGCGCGUUACUGGCAGCGGGCACCUCCUAUGCCUUGGUGCCAAUGCCUGGUGCCUCGCCUUGGCUGGAUACGUCCAUGUGCGCCCCGACCGACUCUCUCAUGAUGUGCCAGCUGAAGAAGGGCCAGUGCUCGCCCCUCAACACGGUCUUCUCCCCCCCCGGCGGCCCCAUCAAGACCAUCACCGACUGCGCCAACGCCACCGGCCUCGUCCUCGGCCCGCAGUUCUUCAUGAGUGCUGGCCUGGCCUUCAUAACGGGCAGCCCGGAGUCUCUGCCGGACAAGACGACCGCCGACACCGCGACGGCGACCGCCAUCCGCCGCUGCGCCCUCAACGCCUCGGGUCUGCUGAACGCCGACAUGGUGACUGUGAACCGCACCGCCGUCGCCGCCCUCGUCGGCAACGCCUUCAGCCCCCCAGCCCUGGGCGCCGCCGUCGCCUCCGCCGUCGCCACGUGCCCCGAGCCCAUAGACUGCAAGAUGUCUGACUUCAUCACCUGCCUGCGAGCCGCCUGCAUGAGCAGCGUGUCCGGCAGCCCCUUCAUCAAGAUGGCGUCCGCGGCGCUCACCUCGCCGCCCAUCCCGCCCGCCGUCGCCGCGCCCCUCGCCGCCCCGCUCGCCAAGAAGCCCGCGCCCAUCCCUGCGCCCCCGAAGGUCGCCCCGCCCGCCCCGCCCAAGGCCGCCGCGCCCGCCGGUGCUCCUGGCGCCGCCGGAGCGCCCGCGCCCGCCGGCUCGACGGCCUACAGCGCCGGCGGCUUCGCGUACCCCGGGGUCGGGUCCGCGCCGAUCUCGCCCUUCGGGGGCGUCUUCCCCACCUCCGCGUACGCCUCCUCCUUCAUGGCGCUGCCCGCGGCCUUCGAGUACCCCGGCAUGUCCCCGGCCCUCACCGGCGCCGCAUAGAGCGCGCGGGGUCUCGAAUGUGCCAUGUGGUUGCGACUCUGCCAUGUGGCCCGGAGUGCCAUGCGCCCUCGUGCUCGGGCGGCCCGGAACACAGCAUGCCCCCUGACAGGCAGCGAAGGCACUGAGGGUGUCAUGCGCCGCUGGCAAAGUCAUGCAGACCACGCAGCCUCCAUGACGGUCUGUUGCAAGUGCGCGAAAUGAGUUCUAGCUAGUCAUUGUCUUAGAUUAACGUUGACGUUGCAGUUACUGAAGCCAGAAUAAAGACGAAAAGGAAGUUUC